Messenger RNA from Erythranthe guttata (spotted monkey flower), 1336 nucleotides. RefSeq names its product transcription factor VIP1. Gene Ontology annotation, molecular function: DNA-binding transcription factor activity. Gene Ontology annotation, biological process: regulation of DNA-templated transcription. Gene Ontology annotation, cellular component: nucleus. Lineage: Eukaryota; Viridiplantae; Streptophyta; Magnoliopsida; Lamiales; Phrymaceae. The record is from RefSeq and is a predicted model, not a curated record.
CCUAAAAACAAAUAAAAUCAAUUGGAAAGGGAAAGAAUAGAAGAAACGCAGACAGAGGGCCUUGUUUUUCCUUCCACAUGGAUCUUGCGUAUAAACAUGGUGACGUGGGUCCCACUUCCCACCUCAAUUUUCUCCCAAAUGUUCAAAUUAUCAACUCCCCACCUAAAAACCCACUUCAACAACAAUCUUUUCCUCAUUUAAAUCAAAUCAAUUUUUAUUUUUUCACGCAAUACAUACUGAUCAGAUGAUGGACCUCCAAUUCGCCGGAAAGCCCAUACCCGCAGCCCGGUGCCUUCCGGGUCGGGCUGACCUGGACCAGAUGCCCGACACACCCACCCGCCGAGCCCAACACCGCCGGGCCCAGUCGGAGACCUUCUUCCGAUUCCCCGACAUCGACGACAUCUUCCUCGACGACGUCGUUGCUGAACUCAACCUUGACCUCACCCCUGCACCGCCGCCUCUCCUCUCCGGUGGACCUCCUCCGCCGCCCCAGCCCUCCAAAACCAACGAAACCAGACCCGGAGCUCAUUUAAGGAGCCUGUCCAUGGACGCCGACUUUUUUGAUGGGCUUAAAUUGGACGGUCAGCCGCCGCAGGCGGCGGCGGCGGCGGCGGCGGCCGGGGAAGUGGGUCCGGGGCAGAGGAGGCACAGGCAUAGCAAUUCGAUGGAUGGGUAUUCGAGUGGGACUUCGUCGGAGGUUGAUUCUAUGGCGAAGAAAGCCAUGGCUGCCGAUAGGCUCGCCGAGCUAGCCUUGAUUGACCCUAAAAGAGCAAAAAGGAUUCUUGCAAAUAGACAAUCUGCGGCACGAUCAAAAGAGCGAAAAAUCCAUUACACGAGCGAGCUGGAAAGGAAAGUUCAGAUACUGCAGACCGAAGCAACCACACUAUCUGCUCAGAUCACUUUGCUCCAGAGAGAUACAGGUGGAUUGACAGCUGAGAACAAGGAACUCAAACUAAAGUUGCAGGCUAUGGAGCAGCAAGCACACCUCCGAGAUGCUCUGAAUGAAGCACUGAGGAACGAACUGCAGAGGCUGAAGAUUGCAGCUGGCGAAAUUCCGAGUGCCAAAUUCCGAGUGCCGAUAACGGAAACAACAUAGGAUUAAUAUCUCACAAUUACUUUCGUAACCACCAGCCACAUCAGCAGUAAAUUCUUGGGAGGCCAACAACAACAACAACCCUAGAUUCAAUUGCGAGGAUUUCAAUCAGAUCUAUGGUUUCUUGACUUUUAAAAUCCUCGGUUUCUUCUCGAUAUUCGUAUUUUCUUGUAUACGAAAAAAACAAAUGCUCUUGUAUAUAUAUAAUUAUAUAUAUAUGUGUAUAUCAGCUCAAGUUUGUGA